Messenger RNA from Rotaria sp. Silwood2, 1242 nucleotides. The record is from the annotation of a GenBank genome assembly. NCBI's taxonomy places the organism in Eukaryota, Metazoa, Rotifera, Eurotatoria, Philodinida, Philodinidae.
AUGGGACAAACAGAAAGUUCGACUAAAAGCAAUGCAGUCAACGCUGAAUCGGAAUCUGCUGCUACAAUUGAUCAAAACAAAGCCACCAGUGUAUCACCAGAAUAUUAUGAACGUCGAUUAUUAAGGGAAUGUGAACAUAUUCCUUUUGAUGUCGAAGCCUGGUACAAGAUCUUGUGCUCUCAAACAUUCUAUACAGAAUUUAUUCCAAUAUCUCCAUCAAUUGCUCGUGCUUUCGUCAACUAUUAUCAAACACGAUAUAACUCAAAACAACUAUUAAAUUCUAACGAUGUCCAAUUAAUUCAGUCGAUAGAGCAUCAGUUAAAAGAACAAAUAUUCAGCUCAAAGGACAGUCCCUUUCAAACGAACGGUACUUUUAUUCGUUUAAGUUCACGAAGUCCGAAAGAUGGGUGUCCAUUAAAUUUACAAACAUUAGUUAAACUCUAUCAUCAAGAAUUGGCUGCAUUGCAAGUCCAAUAUCCCAAUGAAUGUGAUUCCAUGGAAGGCAGAGCCAAUAUGCAAUUAAUUGCUUGUUGUUCUGCGCAAUUCCAGUCUUUAAAAUCAACAAAUGAAUUCGACGCGUUGAAUCUCAUUUUGUCAAGUGAAAGAGUUUUUAUCGAUUUACUUGCAGCACUCGAUUGCCAGGACGUCAAGGACAAUCAACUCCUUAAUACUAAGAAUAUAGUUCUGCCAGAAUGGAACAAUAACAUAAUAAUUCGUGAAUGGAAUCAUUUGUUGGAUCCAUCAAUGGAAUUUCGUUGUUUUGUUUGCAAAUCAAAUUUGACUGCAAUAUCACAAUACAAUCAUUAUUGCAAAUUCUAUCAUCUGCAAAGCGAUUCAACAAUUCAACGAAUAAAAUCUACAAUUAUUCAAUAUUGGCAACAAAAAGUGAAACCACUUUUAGACCCGUUUAACGAUCUAUACUCUAAUUAUGUAAUUGAUUUCGCAUUAAUUGAAAACAAAAUAUCCAAUGAAUUUGAAUGUGUAGUCAUUGAAUUGAAUCCGUUUGCUAAAAGCACUGGCGCCAGUCUAUUUGACUGGCAAACAGAUGUUGAUCAAUUGACGGAACAACGAAACGAAAUCGAGAUACGCGUCCGAUCAGAUUAUUUCCCCAAUAUUUGUGAAUACGUCGAAUAUGUUUUGGCAGAAAAUGAAUUAAAUGCGAACAAAACUUUAUCGUCUGAAAAUGAUGACAAGGAAUCCUAUUUUUCUUUCUUAAAUAAAAUACAAGUACAACUUGCUUGA